AUCGCUGAGGACGUAACCGGAAGCUCAACCGCGACCGAGGCGCUCAGAUAUCGCGAGGUGAAAUGUAAAAACUGCCAACAAUCCAUUGGCUAACGAGGUCGAUAACGCCAGACGCAAGACGCCGGGCCUACUGCGGGAGCGUGAGGCAAGCCGUGCGUUCCGUUCCAAGGCAUCUGUGAGCCCGCGGAGUAUACACCAUGAGCAAAGCUCACCCUCCCGAGUUGAAAAAAUUUAUGGACAAGAAGUUAUCAUUGAAAUUAAAUGGUGGCAGACAUGUCCAAGGAAUAUUGCGGGGAUUUGAUCCCUUUAUGAACCUUGUGAUAGAUGAAUGUGUGGAGAUGGCGACUAGUGGACAACAGAACAAUAUUGGAAUGGUGGUAAUACGAGGAAAUAGUAUCAUCAUGUUAGAAGCCUUGGAACGAGUAUGAAUAAUGGCUGUUCAGCAGAGAAACCCAUGUCCUCUCUCCAUAGGGCCUGUUUUACUAUGAUGUAAAAAUUAGGUCAUGUACAUUUUCAUGUUAGACUUUUUGUUAAAUAAACUUUUGUAAUAGUCAAAAA
Messenger RNA from Symphalangus syndactylus (siamang), 558 nucleotides. It is a transcript of the gene SNRPG, whose product is annotated as small nuclear ribonucleoprotein polypeptide G. The record is from RefSeq and is a predicted model, not a curated record. Gene Ontology annotation, molecular function: RNA binding. Gene Ontology annotation, biological process: mRNA splicing, via spliceosome; spliceosomal snRNP assembly. NCBI's taxonomy places the organism in Eukaryota, Metazoa, Chordata, Mammalia, Primates, Hylobatidae. Gene Ontology annotation, cellular component: U5 snRNP; U4 snRNP; U1 snRNP.